AUGGAUAUGAACCAUUUAAUAGGUCAGCGUUUCAACCUGAUCUCCAAGAGUGACAUUCGUUAUGUUGGAACGUUGCAUGAGAUCAAUCCUGAAGCAUCCACCAUAGCUCUGGAGAAUGUUGUCUCUUUCGGGACCGAGGGUCGUCGAGGCAAUCCCGCUGAGGAGAUUGCCCCGUCGGCCAGCGUCUACGAAUACAUUGUCUUCCGAGGCAGUGACGUAAAAGACAUUAGCGUAGCAGAGGACACGAAGGAGAACAGUCAGCCUGAACCUCCUCAGGUGCCCGAUGAUCCCGCCAUCUUAGGGAGUAUGUCUCGUCCGGGACCUACUUCCCAGGGCUUGCCUCCGUCACAACAGCCUCAGGUGCCUCGCCCGGCGCCUCCUGGCUACCCUCAACAACCGCCGUUCCAAGGCUUCUAUCCUCCAUAUGGACAACGCUUUGGAGCCCCCGGUUUCCCUCCUGGACCUGGUUUUCCUAAUAUGCCGUAUGGAGCCCCGCCACCAGGAUGGUUUCCUCCCCCGGGUCAAGGAUUCCCCCAAGGACCAGGCCAGUUCCCCCCACCUCAGAUGCCUAUUGGACCCCCUGGCCAACACCAGACCCCUCCUCCGCAGCGACAGGGGGUACCUGGCGCAGGCCCCGUAAAUGUCCCUAAACCCACCUCUGAGCUUCCCGUUGGUGACCGGCCGUCCAGUAAGCCAGCCAGCCGGAAUGCCACACCCGCACCUGGCGUCUCUGCUCAGAAUGCUCCUCCGCCCCCUGUUGAAUCGAAACCAUCUGUAACGGAGGCCGUACAAGCCUCCAGUAUUCCUGCUGCUGCCGCGGCUCCGACUCCGGCCAAGAUGCCACCUACUGGACCCCGGAGCGGACGUGUGCAGCCGGCGAUUCCGAUCAAUGCUCCCUCCAAGCCACCUGUUCCUGCUGUAGGCAAUCCUCCUGUCGCUGGCGCUGGAAGCAGUGUGCCGCAAGGUACCGCUCAGGCGGCCAUUACCGAGGCUACGCGUGCUGCCACGGCGGCUGUUGCGGCGGCUAUGGCCAAGCUGCCCCAGCCUAACGCGCCCAAGAAGCCUGCGCAUGGCGAGGUGUCCGUUGAAGGAGUAACGAGACAGAUGGCGGAAAUGAAGCCGUAUGAGGGCAACCGCGCUCCCCGUGGUCAUCAUCAGCAUCCCCGUGGACGUGGCGGCCACCGCGCCCCCUACCAGGGACAGUCGAAGAAGGUCGAGGUUCCUGAUACGGACUACGACUUCGAGACUGCCAACGCCAAAUUCAACAAGCAAGAUCUGGUCAAGGAGGCCAUUGCCACUGGAUCGCCUGUCCACGAGGCUGAGACUGCUUCCAUCACUAACGGGGACAUUGAAGCGCCUGAUACCAGUGCUGAUGCAUCCUCUGUGGCUACCUACAACAAGUCCACCUCUUUCUUCGAUAACAUCUCGAGCGAGGCUCGUGAUCGCGAAGAGGGAACGGGAGGCCGUGUGGGCGGCCGUGAGUGGCGCGGCGAGGAGGAGAAGCGCAAUAUCGAGACCUUCGGCCAAGGUAGCGUUGACGGCUACCGGGGAAGCUACCGUGGUCGUGGUAGAGGAAGGGGCUAUGGCCGUGGCCGCGGUGGCUAUGGACGUGGAUACUCUCGGGGUCGUGGAGGCCUUCGUGGAGGUCGCAACACUUCGCAAGCCACCGGUGUGCCUACCCAGACAUAG
Aspergillus luchuensis is the source of this 1689-nucleotide messenger RNA. RefSeq names its product putative G2/M phase checkpoint control protein Sum2. The transcript has 4 exons. The record is from RefSeq and is a predicted model, not a curated record. Gene Ontology annotation, biological process: cytoplasmic stress granule assembly; P-body assembly. Gene Ontology annotation, cellular component: P-body. NCBI's taxonomy places the organism in Eukaryota, Fungi, Ascomycota, Eurotiomycetes, Eurotiales, Aspergillaceae. Gene Ontology annotation, molecular function: mRNA binding. Bases 1 to 1689 code for a protein of 562 amino acids.